Messenger RNA from Eupeodes corollae, 1164 nucleotides. RefSeq names its product inositol oxygenase. Gene Ontology annotation, biological process: inositol catabolic process. Gene Ontology annotation, molecular function: iron ion binding; inositol oxygenase activity. Gene Ontology annotation, cellular component: cytoplasm. Bases 143 to 1021 code for a protein of 292 amino acids. The transcript has 4 exons. The record is from RefSeq and is a predicted model, not a curated record. NCBI's taxonomy places the organism in Eukaryota, Metazoa, Arthropoda, Insecta, Diptera, Syrphidae.
UCGUUUAAAAGUGUUUCAGGGCUUCUACUAAGUAAAUCGACAGAUUGUUUUUAUAAAAAUAUACAUUUUUGGAUUUAAUUUUCUUUGCAUUUAACGUAAAUUUUAAGAAUACAUUUUAUUUUAAUCAAUCAUUUUGGAAAAUAUGAAGUUCUUACCACAGGGUCAGAUAGACAUCAUAGAUCCAUCGGAACUUCUCCGACCGGAAGCUUCCUUUGCUGAUAAACAACUAUCACAGUUCCGUGACUAUAGUGUAGAUGAAAACGAUCCACUGAAAGAACGUGUAAGGCAAACUUAUCGUGACAUGCAUCUUAAUCAAACUGUUGAUUUUGUCAAAGGUCGUCGUGAGAAAUGGCUUAAGUUUAACACUUUUAAGGCAAAUAUUCGUGAUGCUUUGGAGAAACUUAACGAUCUUAUUGACGAAUCCGAUCCUGAUACAAAUCUUCCAAACAUUGUUCACGCUUUCCAGACUGCCGAACGUGCACGUGCAGAAUUCCCUCAACACGAUUGGUUACACCUGACAGCAUUAAUACAUGACCUUGGCAAAGUGAUGGCAUUUUAUGGGGAACCUCAAUGGGCUGUAGUUGGUGACACUUUUGUCGUUGGAUGUGAAUGGGGAAAAAGUAUUGUCUAUCGUAAUGAGAGUUUCGUUGGGAAUCCCGAUGGGAAAAAUGCAAAAUACAAUACAAAAUACGGAAUGUAUAAACCUAAUUGCGGUCUUGACAAUGUUCUCAUAUCAUGGGGCCAUGACGAAUACAUGUACCAAGUUUUGAAGCAUAAUAAAUCCACUCUACCCGAAGAAGCUCUUAACAUCAUUCGAUUUCAUUCUUUCUACCCUUGGCACAAUGGUGGGGACUAUGAACACUUAUGUGAACCAAAGGAUGAGCUCAUGAAAAAAUGGGUAUUAGUUUUCAACCGUUAUGACUUAUACACAAAAAGUGAACGUUAUCCUGAUAUAGAUCUACUUUGGCCGUAUUAUCAAUCAUUGAUUGAUAAAUAUUGUCCAGGAGAGCUGGAAUGGUAAAGCUUUAACCUUUAAGCGAUGUGAUUUUAAUAUGUAUAUAUAUAUUUUUUUUAAUGCUGUUUUCUAUGCAUAUAAAUUGUCUGUGGUGAAUAUAAAAAUUAAGUCUACAAUAAAUAUCCUUCAAAUUGUGUAAUUAAAAACAA